Molecule: messenger RNA, 3487 nt
Organism: Phacochoerus africanus (Common warthog)
Lineage: Eukaryota; Metazoa; Chordata; Mammalia; Artiodactyla; Suidae
Product: optic atrophy 3 protein
Exons: 2
Coding region: 102-644 (180 amino acids)
Biological process (GO): regulation of lipid metabolic process
Cellular component (GO): mitochondrion
Source: RefSeq, a predicted model, not a curated record
CACGUACGCACGCACGGCGACGAGCGGGCGGGGGAGGAGGGCGAGAUCGGAGGCGCCCCGCCCAGUCAGCGAGGUUGCGCGUGCCCCUUGCGACCGCCAAGAUGGUGGUAGGCGCGUUCCCUAUGGCGAAGCUGCUAUACUUGGGCAUCCGGCAGGUCAGCAAGCCGCUUGCCAACCGCAUUAAGGAGGCCGCCCGCCGAAGCGAGUUCUUCAAGACCUAUAUCUGCCUCCCGCCAGCUCAACUGUACCACUGGGUGGAGAUGCGGACCAAGAUGCGUAUCAUGGGCUUCCGGGGCACGGUCAUCAAGCCGCUGAACGAGGAGGCGGCCGCCGAGCUGGGCGCCGAGCUGCUGGGCGAGGCCACCAUCUUCAUCGUGGGCGGCGGCUGCCUGGUGCUGGAGUACUGGCGCCACCAGGCACAGCAGCGUCAUAAGGAAGAGGAGCAGCGUGCAGCCUGGGACGCGAUGCGGGAUGAGGUGGGCCACCUGGCGCUGGCGGUCGAGGCCCUGCAGGCGCAGAUGCAGGCGGCACCACCGCAGGGCGCCCUGGAGGAGCUGAAGGCGCAGGUGCAGGAGGUGCGCUCCCAGCUUGGCGCGCCGGACCCAAGUUCCACGUCCAAGGCCGUGUCCACAUCCAAGGAGUAGGAACCUGCUGAAGCCUGAACUUAGACGUGGCCAUGUGUGCAGUGAUGUGGCCUUCUCCCUGCAUUGCCCCGGCCUGUGCUGGCCCAGUGGAAACCACCAGGAUCUUGAUGGAACUGGGAUUAGCUCACCUCCUACUGAUGACCAGUGGUGCCUUCCACUGGGACCCGCCCCCCGGCAGGCGAAGCCUUCCAGUGUGGCCCCUCCAACCGCUAGCUCCUUGGUACAGUGGGCAGUGCCCCUGGCUCCACCCCCCACGCCAAGCCACAGGGCUCUGCGAGGUCCUCGCUGGCAGAACAGCAUGCUCGCUCUUCUGACAGAAGAAAAAUUGGAACAGGACUUAAGCCAGAUCAACCCGUCGGCCCCCUGUUUACCUGAUCGGUGUUACCUUUCCCUGGGAGGCUCCUCCUUUGCACUGGAAGCCCCCCUUUGCUUUGUCAGUUGGUAGAGGCCGUUGUAAGGCAAUGCUGUGUCUUUAAAUGAACUUUUGUCUCACUCACCCUCCAAGGUGGGCUCUGUCUGGGCAUUGCCACUCUUUUUGAAGGGAGAAAGGUGGAUCCUGGCUUGCAGUUGAUCCAUCAAGUAUUAUCUCUUUUCCCUUAACCUGAUCUCUGGUAUUUUACCCUGAGAUGCUCAAAUGGAAAAUUCCAACAGACCCCCCCACCCCCACCCCCGCCAACUGCAGUGGCCGUGCAGGGUCUUCUCCUGGCAGUGCCCUCACAACCCCCCUUCUGGUAGGAGAAUUGAUCUAGCCACAGGCCCCCUGUUUAGUCCCUGGGCCUUUCCUGACGUGUCCUUUCCUCCCCUCCCAGCUGUCUGCUUCAGGGGCCUGUCUUAGGGGGCUUCUGGCCAUGGACUGGAUGGUCCAUCAACUCUGUAGAUCUGCGCGCUCCUACCUUCCUCUCCCGGGGCUCCAGCAGUCCCCCUUCAUUCACUGGGACCCUCCUGCCUCCAUAGCCCUAAGUCCCACCUGCAUCCCACUGGGUUGGGCCACCAGUUGGUCGUACCUCUGUAUUAGUUUCCAGGGCUGCCAUAACAAAAGACCACAGGCUCAGUGGCUUUAAACAGUUUAUUCUUUCAUGGUUCUGGAAGCCAGAGCGCUGAAAUCACAGUGUUAGCCAGGCCAUGCUCCCUCCAAAGCCCCUGGGGGAGGAUCCUUCCUUGCCUUUUUGGCUUCUGGCGGUCUCAGGCAUUCCUUGGCUGGUGGCCCCAUAUCUCCAGUCUCUGCCUCUGUCUUCAUGUGGCCUUCUCUUCCUCUUCUGUCUCUUAUAAAGAUUCCUGUUAUGGGAUCUACGACCAGCCCCAAAUCUAGAUGACUUCACUUCAAGAUCCUUAGUUCCGUCUACAAGGAACCUUUUUCCAAAUAAGGAAUUCAAGUUCCCCGGGUUAGGCUGUGGACAUAUCUUUUGGGGCCACCAUUGGACCCGCUACACCUCCCCACCCCAGGAGUACUGGGACCCCUGCCAGCCCUGGGGCCUUGGGGGAACCACCCUUUACUACCUGACUUCUCCUCCAGGACUCAUCUCUGAAGCAGGAGAGCUCUUGGCCCCACCACCUACAUUCUGCCUUUCAGACUCUAGACGUUUCCUAAUUCAAAGAGCCCUGAAGUCAGGACAUCAUCUUAGGGAUGCGUCCAAGAAUCAGAUUGUGGAUUUCCAGAAUGGGUACAAGGCUUGUUAAAAUUGGGGGAGACGCUGAGAAGGUUCUGAUGGGGGUGAGCAGUAGAGCAUCAUCCAAGAUGGGGAAACUGCAGCCCAGGGGGAGCCAAAGGACUUGCCCAAGGCCAUGAGGUGCUGAAGUAGUGCGAGCAGAGUCGGGGCACAGGGGAGACAGGAGGGAUGCAGGGUGCUGGAAGGCACUGGUACAGGGCCGGGAGGAAGACGAGAGGCAGGCGGAUUACGGGGCGGGAGGGGGCAGAGAUCUCUACACAGCAUUGGGAGUAGGGGGUGGGAGGCUCGGUUCUCUAUCAGAACACCCAAGGUCUUAGCAUGGAGUGAACGGGGUUAGAUGCACCCCCCCUCGGUCCGCCUCCUGGGAGCUGUAGGUGAAGCGGGAGGGGCCGGCUUUCUCUCCCUUCCUUCCUCCCUCCCCUCACUUCCCCAGCGGAGUGAAAAUGAUCUGGACACAAGACCUCCCCAAAUAGAAAACCAAGAAACGGGGGGUUCUGAAACAGCAUCUUCAUUCCUUCUAGAAGAGCCCCUCUGAUGUAGCGGGAGGUGGGGAGGUGGGUCCCAGGUAGGAGUGUCUUUAAAAUCAGAAGUGACCUGAGUGGGUUAAAUGAUGAGGGGAAGAGGGCAAGAGAGAGCUCCCCCUGGAAGAAGGGGUGCUGAUGGUUGGAGCCAGGUGAGCAGGCUCACUGCCUGUUUCCAUGGUUACCCCUGGAGGGCUCCACUCUGGCAGUGACACAUCUCUGGAGCAUGCAUUUCUGGAGGCCAGAGACUAGGACUGCCCGCCCCCUCUCCACCCCCCAUCAAUAAGCAGCGUCAUUAUCAUGAUAGACGGAGUUUGCUGAGCUCUGGGUAGGUGCUGGGCCCCGUUCUGAGUGCUUCGCAUGGUCCCCAUAACAUUAUUUUCUUUGUUUCUUUGAUGAAGAAUCCAAGGCACAGAGAGGGCAAGUCACCUACCCAAGGUCACACAGGCAGGGAAGAUGCUGAUGUGUACUUAGGCAUGGGGUGCAUCCGCUUCACCCUGGGCGGGGGGUUGUCAGCGCACAUGGAAGUGGAGAGAAUCCCUUCUCAGGAUGCACACGGUCAGAGGACGCUUCUUCGCUCUGUUUUCCAGCUAGCUAAAAUUUUGUAUACAUUCUCAACUUGGGGAGAGGGAUUAGAAUAAAUUUGUCAUUCACA